UUGUUACAGAACAGGAAAGAGGAAGCAGUUGGUGUGCUCUCUAAGAUUUACUCCUCACCCCGGUUGGAGGACGAGAUUGCAAUUCUGGAAGAACUCCUGGAGCAGGAACGCAAGAGUGAGGUGAAAGUGAAGUACAGUGAUAUUUUCAAAAAGAAAGAGAUUAGAUGUGCAUUCAUUUGUGGGGGUGGACUUCAGGCUUUUCAACAGUUUUCUGCUAUCAGCAUCAUAAUGUACUACAGCCCCAUAAUCAUUCAGAUGGCUGGCUUCAGAUCAAACCAAUCAGCUUUGUUCCUCUCCCUCAUUGUUUCUGGCAUGAAUGCAGCAGCCACGAUUCUAGGCAUCUACCUCAUUGACAUUGCUGGUCGUAAGGUGCUCGCUCUUGCUAGUUUGUCUGGUAUGACUAUCUCCUUGGUCGUCCUCUCCACAUCUUGCUACCUCAUGGGACAUGGCAACGCAACUCAAACACUUGGAUGGAUUGCUAUCUUGGGUUUGGUUUUGUAUAUUCUUUUUUAUGCCCCAGGAAUGGGUCCAGUGCCAUGGACUGUGAAUUCAGAGAUUUAUCCUCAGGAAUACAGGGGGUUGUGUGGUGGCAUGUCAGCAACUGUCAACUGGAUUUGUAGUGUGAUAAUGUCCACCAGCUUCUUAUCUGUGGUUGAUGCCAUAGGUCUUGGUGAGAGUUUCAUGAUUCUUUUGGGAGUAUCUGUCAUUGCAGUUGUUUUUGUGAUAUUUUGUAUGCCUGAGACCAAAGGGUUGACGUUUGAAGAAGUGGCAAACAUUUGGAACGAGAGAGUCCAUGGGAAGGACAAAAAUGUGCAGAAAACGCAACUUUGAGUUCCUAGUUAGUGUACCAAUCUAUGACAAUCAAGCUCAUCCUCUCUCUACUUUUAGAUGGAUCAGUGAAGUUUUUUCUCUAUUGAGUGAGUAAGUAAGACGAGGAGAGUGAUCCAUGUUUUGUGUCCAUGAAAUUUUAAUUCAAAGUCUUGGAAAGAUAUUUUCAUUUGGGUUAUUGAUGUUGAAUAUCGUUUUGCUCAUUAAUUAUGAGAUCUCUCUGUUAUACAAUCUCUUUCUGACAUUACUCUCAAUGGUCAUACUUCGCAAAUGAUCAUUUUC
Messenger RNA from Vigna unguiculata (cowpea), 1110 nucleotides. Its product is annotated as inositol transporter 1-like. Gene Ontology annotation, cellular component: membrane. Gene Ontology annotation, molecular function: transmembrane transporter activity. Lineage: Eukaryota; Viridiplantae; Streptophyta; Magnoliopsida; Fabales; Fabaceae. Gene Ontology annotation, biological process: transmembrane transport. The record is from RefSeq and is a predicted model, not a curated record.